UCCGUGGAAUGCAGACAUCAUUAGCUUGGGUUUUUUUGCUGACCUUGCUUGUUAGCUAUGGUGAUGCUUUACGUUUUUUGGAGGAACCCUGCGGAUCUUCUAGUCCCAAAGUUAUCAAUGGCCAAAAUGAAGUAAUACAAGCGGCUGCAUGGAUGGCAGCCAUAAGUAAUGCCACAUAUUUUCUGUGUGUCGGCACGCUGAUUAACAAACAGUUUGUUUUAGCUGCUGCUCAUUGCAUAUAUUAUCAUGGAGAUCUGUUUGUGAAGUUUGGAACGCAUCCCGAAUCAGAGCCAUCCGAAAUGUAUGCAGCAAGCCUUGCCGUGAUACAUCAUUCCUACGAAGAACUCGAUCAGUCGAGUGACAUUGGUCUACUCAAACUGUCGCGCCCAGUGGUCUACAAUGUUUAUAUUAAUCCAAUCUGCCUUGUUUUGGAUAAGACUUUAAACAAACGGUCUGGUCUGACGUUCACAGCAUUUGGCUGGGACCUGAGAAGUAAAACGUAUAAAGGCGUCAUCCUUAAUUGGCUUAAUCAAAGCUAUUGCAAUUAUAGAUUGGGUGUGAGUCUUAGUUCUCAUCAGAUCUGUGCAAGUACCUCAAACAAACAACAAGAUUGUGAUUUUCAAUCUAGUCCCUUGAUUAUUUCUGUCAGAACUAAAGACAAAUCACAUCGCCUAGUCAUUGUGGGCCAUGGCAAAAUACGCUGUAAUAGAGUUGGAGUUUUUACUGAUGUAACAAGCUAUGUCGACUGGAUUAAGACAACAGUAAAGCGUUUUGAAACAUGGCAAAGUCUAGUGGUUGCUCCACCAAAAACAAAAAUUAUCAAAAAACCUCCACACUAUGAAAUGGUUCAGCGGAUGUGGUUGUAUGACGACUGCAGUGGCAAAACCUUAUCAUCAAAAUUACGCGCACAAAUUUAUGGACUGAACUUCAUGGCCCAGGGUGUGUUUAUCACAGACAGAUUUAUCAUUACAAAUGCUAGAGGAAUACCAUUAAAUCCCGACUCUCUCGAUGUGGGCGUGGCGGGAACCACACGGAUCUAUGACGAAUUCAGAGUUGACUCAAUCUUUAAGCACCCACUGUAUACUCAUAACUUCAAAAAUGAUAUAGCCUUACUUAAACUGAAGCGACCUGUCAUAAUUGAUGGCAUGAAACCAAUAUGUUUGAUUGUGAACAAAACCUAUCAGCAACUUGUCGAAUCUAGUGCAGUUUUUACUACAUUUGAUUAUGUGCAAACUGAUAAGGACGUAACUAUUUACCAACAAAUUGUUGAUCCCUUUAAGUGUUCAAUCAAUAUUGGGAAAACAAUCGAAACUAAUCAAGUUUGUGUAAAAACACCCCCUGGAGUGAGUCAAAACUAUGGAAAACAUGGCGACAUAUUGGGUAAAAUUAUGUCGUUUUCGGAAAACGAAUGGCUCGUCCUAAUUGGUAUUGUUAGUUAUUCGUCCAAUAGCUUACAAAUUUUCACCAAUGUUAUAAAGCAUACCGAGUGGAUAGUGCAUAUUGUUGACUCAAAUCAAUAUCAAUAACCAACUUUUAAUAAGUAAGGUUUAACCCAUAUCUGUCAAAGAAAUGAGUAAGGCUACAGGACUAUUAAAAACAUCAAUGGAAAGCUCUCAUAAAAGAUGCAAUGAGUAAUGUAAAUAUAAAAAAAAUGUAUUGUAUUGAUAGGAAAUAAAAACUAUGGGAAAUAAAUCUAUUAACAUCUUAA
Drosophila elegans is the source of this 1708-nucleotide messenger RNA. Its product is annotated as serine protease 27. Lineage: Eukaryota; Metazoa; Arthropoda; Insecta; Diptera; Drosophilidae. Gene Ontology annotation, molecular function: serine-type endopeptidase activity. The record is from RefSeq and is a predicted model, not a curated record. Gene Ontology annotation, biological process: proteolysis. Bases 9 to 1526 code for a protein of 505 amino acids. The transcript has 7 exons.